This is a messenger RNA of Procambarus clarkii (red swamp crayfish), 6092 nucleotides long. Lineage: Eukaryota; Metazoa; Arthropoda; Malacostraca; Decapoda; Cambaridae. The record is from RefSeq and is a predicted model, not a curated record.
UGAGAAGUGUGGUCCCCUGCGUGUACUGGUGCAACAAGAGACAUGAUGUAUUAACAGAGGUGAUAGUACUACUAUUAACAUUCCGUUUAAAUAGGGAUUAUAUGCUUUAGUACAGUCCCUGGUUUAAACCAGCUGCUCGCCGACCCCCGUCACCACUUCUGAGUGGUCCACUCUUGAUCAGUUCCAAUGCAUAUCCCAAAAAUGCCUGCACAGUCGAAUACAUUCAGAGGCAUACGGUCUUCCAAAUUUCGACAUGUAUAUGGCAAAGGUUCCAGAAAGGAGAGCUGCUAUGAGAAUGUCCUCAUCACCCAGAAGGCCCAUGAUACAGCAGCUUGUGCUGCCAACCCCAAGUUUGUUGCCAUUGCAGUGGAAGUGGCUGGUGGCGGGGCUUUCAUUGUGCUUCCCUUGGACAAGACUGGCCGCAUAGAUGUGAACACCCCAAAAGUAACAGGUCAUGCCGGACCAGUUUUGGAUCUCAAAUGGUGCCCCUUCAAUGAUAACCUUAUUGCUUCGGGUGCUGAUGAUUGCACUAUCAAGUUAUGGCAUAUUCCUGAUGGUGGGCUAAAAGUUAAUGUUACAGAACCAUUGGCUGAUCUGCAGGGUCACCAGAGACGUGUGUCUAUAGUGGAAUGGCAUCCAACAGCUGAGAAUGUUUUGUUUUCUGGAGGUUAUGAUUACCAGAUACUUGUUUGGGACACUAGACGAGCUGCUCUUAUGCAAACAAUUGACCUUCACUCAGAUGUAAUUUAUAGUCUCUCCCUAAACCGCGAUGGCUCACGACUAGCUACAACUAGCAGGGAUAAACGUCUGCGAAUUAUUGACCCUCGUUCUGGCAAGCUUUUGCAGGAAGGUGUAUGUCAUGAAGGUUCUAAGGCUUGCAAAGCAGUCUAUUGUGGAGACACUGGGCUAGUGUUCACCACUGGGUUCAGCCGUUUCAGUGACCGGCAGUAUGGAGUAUGGGACGAAAAAAGCUUGAACACACCUCUUCGACUGGAUACCAUUGAUUCAUCUUCAGGUGUCCUGACACCGUUUUAUGAUCAUGAUACAAGAGUUGUUUUUGUUGCUGGAAAGGGUGAUGGCAAUAUCCGUUAUUAUGAAAUCACUGAUAGUCCUCCUUACUGCCACUUUCUCAGUCAGUACAUAUCAGGGGAACCUCAGCGUGGCUUUGGGGUGAUGCCUAAAAGAGGGUGCAAAGUGUCACAGUGUGAAAUAUUUCGCUUCUACAAGCUGUAUGCUACCAAAGCCAUCUGUGAACCUAUCUCCAUGAUCGUACCCAGGAAGAGCGAUCAGUUCCAGCCAGACUUGUACCCUGACACGGCUUCCCCCACGCCAGCACUAACAGCAGAGGAGUGGUUCUCUGGCACUACGAAAGGACCAGUUUUAAUGUCAAUGAAGACAGGCAUGACAAUCAAGACACAUAGGCCACUACCUCUACGAGCAACUGAAUCCUCCUCUGACAAAAAUGCAGACAAGAAAUAUGCUUUUCUUUCAAUGGAGACACGUGCAGACUACCGCCCUUUGGAGGUGGGUGUGAAGACUUCCAGUAGCACUGACAAAGACCUCAAGACAUCCACAAACUUGGAUACCAAGUUUCAGGCACUUCAGAAGCUCUGGGGCUGUAAUGUUAAAAACAUGGGUGAUAACAAGGAGCAGUGUUCCACCAGCAGCAGUGGAAUUGAGUGUGAGAAAAUGUCAACAAAAAAUACAAUUAAUAAAAUGAAUAUCAAGACAGGUGAUUCACCCAAUAAGUUGGCAAACUUCAGUAUGCAAGAAAAGGAGAUUGAAAUAUUGGAUAAACCUUCUCCAAAGACUGAGUCUGAGUUUUUAUGUUUUCAGCUACGUAGAGCAUACACUGCCCAGUGUGAAGAACUCAAGCUUCUUAGACGUCAACUUAUCAUCAAAGAUCGACAAAUUCAUGAGCUUGAAGACCAGCUUAACAAAUUUAAAGUCCCUAACAAAUAGAUCUCGUUUAACUAGGACAUUUUGUUAAGCUCAACGAUCACUACUAUAGCUACAUAAGCCUGAGGGUCUUCUAUAAUUUAAAUAGCUUGAAUUUUUACUUAGUUUUGGGUGCUUAGCAAUUGAUGUUAUUCUUUAUGAAGUUUUUUAAUAAUCUUAAUAUCACAUACUUGAUAUUUACAAUGAUAGCAUGCGUCUAAAUGUCGUACUAGAUUUUAUUAUUCAAGAUGUGAAUAUCUAUUUUCUUUAAUCUUCAGACAAAACUAAGAAACACUUAGACAUAACUAUGGAGAAGGUAAGAAACUUCAACCAGAAGAAAUGGUCUCAAGUAUAUUUGUAAACGUGGAUCUCUUUGGUCACUUGUAAUAUGGCUGUAUAUGAAGUAAAUAUGUUACCCCUUUUUUAAGAGUAACUAAUAUUUCAGUAUCUGUAUUAUCAAAAACUUUGAAAAUAAUUAGACCCUGGUUAAGGGACUGUUUGAUUCCAUACAUACAAAGAUACAUAUUUUGUAUAAAUAUACAUGCACAAAUUAAUUGUGGGGACUAUGACAUGUUUACAAUAAUAUAACAAUUUCAGUAAACAAUUAUGAAUUGUCUUGCCAGAUGGUGGUAACACAAGAUACAUGUAGGUGACAUCCAGGUAGCCAUUGUGCAAUAUGCAAAGUUGUGAUAGGAUAACAUGACCAACUGUUGAUUACUACUGCCUUCACAUCUCUCAAGGCUCCUAUGGAGUGUUUAAAGUUGAAUAUCUCACAUGAUGUGUUACGGUAAUGACUGAUAAGCACAUUAGUCUUAUAAAUUAAGAAAUUUCAAUUUAACAUUUUAAAUUUGAUCUUUGAGGCUCUUUAGAGCUUGAUGUGUCAGUUUUAGCAUUUCAUUGGGAUAAGACUUUACACAUAUAUCUUACUCUUGAUUGCCUUGCUGCUACAAUUUUAAUCUAUGCUAUGCACUUUUGCACAUGAAGAUGAAUUCAUUUGUGCUUGAUAGUAUUGUAUGUGUGUCUAUGUAACCCUGCAAGGAAUCAUGGAAAAAAUCUGCAGUUUGAACUGUGACAAAGACCUGGUAGUUCAUAUUGUUUUGACCCAUUUGUAGCUGUGGUGAAUGCCAGGAAACAUAAUAGGUAAUGCUAUUAUUGAGAUGUUUUCAUGAUUCCUCUGUUAAUAAUUAAAGGUGAAUGGUUAGGAAAAUGGGAGAAUGUUGCCUCCAGUAUACCCUUAUUUUAGGUGUAUUAGUUUGAUGACAUUAGUAGUAUUGCUGUCUGGUUAUUAAUUAGUUGUCUAUAUUUUCAGUAGACAUUAUAUGAUGAUCACGUGCCUCGUAUUGAAUACCAAAUUAGAAACUUUGUAAUGUUAACAAUAUUUGUUAAACAAGUGAUGAAAUAUGUACUUUAUUAUUGUCAGCUCACAAUGAUCUGCAGUUAUCCUCUUACCAGGAUAGCUUUUGCUACCUAUGAAAGCAUUAUCCUAGAAUGAAAGGAUUGUCUUUCCCAUGGAUUAUUAAUAUCUUGAACUUAUAUUUCUGCUUAAGUCACACUGGGACUUGCUCUUAUCAUUAAAUAUUAUUAUUUUUUGUGUAUAUCAUUCUUUAGCAAUCUUUUUUUUUUUUAACUUAGCUGAUUAUGGCUUUUUCAUUUAACUUGAUUGAGAGAAUAGAUGAACUACUUGUUUUAUUUUACAACCAAACCAGCAUUCAUAAUUCCCCAUAUAGUACUGUAGGCAAAGUGUUGAGCUUUCAGGACUUGGAGAUGUGAAGAUGGUUGGUUACUGUAAUGCCUAGUAAACAUUUUGUGUCAGCCACAACACUGAACAAGACAAAAAAAAAACAUUUCAUAGGUAUAUUUUCAUUAUUUUAACAAAUAUUUGUUGUCUUUUCAUUUGUGUUUUCAAUACGGGUUAGCCUUGAAGAAGAAACGUACAGAAGGUUGUGCAUAAUUUGCUAUGCUUUAACCACUGUUGCUGUAACUGGCAACAGUCUAGAGGGAAACAUGUAAUGAAUGAGUAGAUAGAACAGAUCUUUUAGGUCAUGUUACUCAAUAUUCAAACAAUAUUUUUUGGAACAUUGACCUGGAUCUUAUAAGUGAUAUUUAUAUUUGUGACUACAAUGAUUUUGAAUAUUUUAGUUCAAAAGUAUUUUUGAAUACUUUAAUUCUUGUGAUUGGCAGUCAAAAGCAAUUGUGAUAACAGAAAAGCUUGUGCACUGUUUAAUUAAUAAUUUAGCUGGAGGAUUCUUUAAAAUGUAUAAUUCCAGUAUGCAUUCCAGUUUUACUUUGUGUUCAAAGCUGUAAUGUGCCAGUGACCAUAAUUUUUUCCACUGCCAAAAAUUUUAUGCAUGUGAUAAGCAUCAUCACCAAAGAAGUAAAAUUUCCAUACUUCCCUAAUAAUUUUGUGUAACAUAAUAGGAACAGGAAUCUGUCCCUGUUGCUGAGCAUCAUUCCAUAGGCUCAUUUUUUCAUUUAUGGAAAGUGAGCCUCAGUAGAAUGUUGCUUGAAGGUGAACAGUCCUGAUUAAGUCACUUGUGCCCUAAUAUUAUAUAGCAAAUAAACAGGCUUAUUGAUACAGUAUUUGUAGUAUCCCCUGAAUGGUAAUUUUGCCAGUGUAGUAUUAGUAAAUAAAUAUUAAUAUAAAUGAUGUGUAGUAAAGCUAUUUUUAUUUUUUAUAUUCUUAAAUUAUAGUUUGUUUUAGUUAGUACGCUUAUUCAUAAUCAUGUGUAGAUAUCAUCCCGUCUUACUCUUACACAGAUCUUGGGUUUUCUUGGAGUUUGGAAGCUUAUGAUUUUUUUAUAUGGUUUAUAGUUAUUAUUUUACAAUCUUAGGUUUAUAUUUUUGUGAAACCUUUGCAAGUUUUGUUAGGUCUUGCUCUCUGAGGAUUCUUGAUGUUCCAUAAGGGAAUAUUCAAGAUAGACAAGGGUUUCUUGAAUUUUUGGACAUUUUUUAAUUUUUUUACUUGCCAGUUAACUUUCCCUAAAGUCAUUCUGUUAGGAUGUGACAAUCUCUGGGAUUGGAGUCAGGAGUGUGGAUUAUACUAUUUAUCUGACCCAAGUUACAUUUCAAGAUCUCAGAAAUUAGCACAUGAGGCUACUGAAUUUGGAUAAUAGGGUUCAAUAACUGUUACACCAACACAGAAGUGAUGCUUCCAUCUGCUAUCUUAGUUGUUUUGUUUUUAGUUUUAAAAUGAUUUGUCAGUAUAUCAGGUUGCAACAUCUCUUUGAAUAUAUUUUAAUGGUAAAAUGGUAUAAUUGUUUGUAAAUGGGUAAAAAGGAAAUUAGUUUUCAAGCUAUUUAAAUUUAUUUUCAAAUCUUGUAUUUACUCUUGACAUAUGUACUGUGUAUAUAUACUGUUAAGACUGCUACUAUGUAUUAUCAGAAUUCACAAUUGUGGUUACAUAAUGCCAGUGGCUAUAGAGUACUGUGCAACAAAGUCAUUGUUGAAGCUCUAUUCUUUAUUAAUUGAUGUUUGUUGUAACAAAUCAACAAGGAAGAUAUUUGACAACAAUAUGAUGCACUGACAUUUGUUAAAUAAUGUGUUACUAAUUAAGAGUAAAUCUGACCAAUUAAAGGAAAUUUUUAACUUCCUUCUUUUUACAAGAGUAGUUGCCAGUUUUUAAUUCCUAAAGUUAAAAGGAAUAACUAGUAUUUUUAUUUUCUUAUAUUAAGUUGUUAAAUAUACUUUCUAGGGUAAACAUUUACUUAACCCAAAUAAAUAAAAUGUGAUAUGUGCAAAAGAUUUGCAGUGUUCAUUUAUAAUGAAAUAAUUGUGUUUAAAAAGGUAAAUUGUUAAGUUAGAGAAUGAAUGUUAUAUUAUAACAAGUCAUGGGCAGCUUUUGUGUCGUCAGAACUAUGUUUUCAGGUUAAUCAUUUUAGAUUGUAAUGUUUUCUGGCAAAAUAUCUUAAUUGAGCUUUAAACUCAUCUUGAAAUAACAUAUUUAAGAUGCUUUAGAGAUUGUAACAAGACCAAGUUAAGAUAUAUCAAUGGGUAUUUAAUUCAGUUAAAAACCGUAUGAAGAAAUAUGGUCCAGAGGCAAACUGAGACCUAAUGCUUGGUUUGUUACCUUCAUGAUUGAUUGUAUUAUAAACUGAGAUAAAGCUUUGUUACACUGUCCUCCUUAUGUGCAACAAAAAUAAAUGGUUGUAUUGAAA